AUGAUAGUGCGGCUGCUGAGACUAUACUCGGAGAAAGUUUUAUACCAAGCUGAUGUACACUCCGAUAAUGAAAUUCAUCCCCUUGGUAAUUUCAAGUUGCACACAGUGACGCAAGACGCACCAAGUUGGAAGAAGUCAACUUCAAGUGAAAUUAAGCCAGCGGGUUACAGGAUGUGGUCAAGCAACACCUUUAUAUUUGACUGUGAGAGCCACGCGGGUCAGAAAAUAUUGACCAAGUACUGGCUCGUCGCAACCGCGUCAAUUUCGCCGACAGUAUUGUUUUUCCUUCGGACUUACGUAUCACGACCUUGGCUCAAUGCAUGGCUAUCGGCCAUCUCUGAGCGGAGCGCAGGGAUAGUGGUCAAGCAUGACAUUAUGGCUAGAACCUCGCGGGACAUUCUCUUGAGCUUUGGCUUGACUUUACCUGAUGGAACACCGAGCAAGACGGUGAAAGGCAAUUGGGAAAAAAUAGUAGGAGAUCGAGAGUACCUCUCAGUUGAUCGUCGAUGGCUGAGUGAACGAGCUCAGCACGCAAUCAGCGUUCAAAAAACAUCGACUAAUCAAUGGAACAUGCCUAUACUUCCAGUUGCCUGUAAAAGUGCAAUUAUAAUGAGCAAUACCGACGUCAGCUACGCCCCACUACGCGAACCAUGGCUUUGGAUCAAUGCACGACCGUCGGUCACCUCUGAGCAGAGCGCAGGGAUAGUGGAUAGUGGUCAAGCGACGCACCCAGGUCGUCGGAGGUUGUUGGGGAUGCAGGUCAAAAGAGAGCUAACGGUACAGCACGACCAGCACCCGGGGCCCAAAAGGACAGGCGAUGUCCCUGCCCAUUGCUUGCAGUCCAAAGAUUUUGAAGAGGAGGCGCAUGGGGAGUCGCAGGUUAUACUAUCAAGGGCUCUGGCUCUGUUUACCCCAGUGACACUGGCAGCAACACAGGAAGCGGCAAGGAUUGUGAAGUAA
Molecule: messenger RNA, 960 nt
Organism: Suillus fuscotomentosus
Lineage: Eukaryota; Fungi; Basidiomycota; Agaricomycetes; Boletales; Suillaceae
Exons: 7
Coding region: 1-960 (319 amino acids)
Source: RefSeq, a predicted model, not a curated record